GUAUAUUAUAUUAAAUGGUGUGGAAAUAUUAAAUUUUCUGCAAAUUUAUUGUGUGGUAUUAUUCUAUGCAUUGUGUUUGCAUAUCUGUUAUCUAAACGUAUUCAAAAUGCAUUAUUUGCAAGUGUAAUUAAUAAUUUGUUGCUUAUUAAUUCAUUGUUUAAAUUCUUAAGAUCAAGGGAAGUUUUCCUUUUCGUAUUCAUUUUUAAUGGACAAUGUACUGAACAGUAAAAAAAUAGCAAAUUAGGCUAUUUUUGGUCCAAAACGCGUAACUUUGUUGAUUAACAACACAAAUAGGUUUGCAUGGAUAUUCAGAUUAGGGACUGAACUAGACUUAUACACUGUAGAAAACCUCUAUGGCAUUCAACGGAAAAAUUAUAGUUAGCUAUAUCGUUGUAUCAGGCCGCUCAGGCGUCGGUGGUUAAUAGACUAAUAGUCUGGUUGGUUACUUGGCUAAUAGGUUUAUUGGUUAGGUUGGUUCAUUGGUUAUAUCGGUUUAUUGGUUAGGUUGGUUCAUUGGUUAGGCUCCUCAACUCGGACACAGAAGUCUCCAAUAAUCAUUAAGUAGAUAUAUUUCAAACCUAUAAUAAAUCAUAGGUGUUAAACAUGAAUGACAAUGAUUUCAUAUAAUUAAAAUGUUGGGUAAAAUAGUUUACUAGUCAAAAACAAAUUCAUUCAAAAGUUUCCAUUUCUGAAGAUUGAAAUUGUGUUCUAAACCUGGAGGAGGGUUCAAACAAUACAAAAAUAUUCAAAAAGUUUCAACCACGUUCUCAAACAGCACAGAGGCGGACUAGUGGAGUAGCCUUGGAUCAACUUGAUAUUAAUGGGUUGAAGGGUAUGGAACUUCAGGAGGUUCCAGUCCACGGACGAUCUGGAGUCCCUGGACCGUCAGGAGUCCCUGGACCCCUAAUCCCUGGCUCUAAUGUAUGGCCUGAGGCUGAAGCAAUCCAAACUGAAAGUCCGUAUACUCCCAGUCAAAGUGACGAGACAUUUACCAAUUCAACAAGGUCUAGGAAUGUCUAUACAAAACAUCAUCCGGCAGCUUUAAAGAGUAAUUUUAAAGCUGUAGUCGGAUACUCGAUGAGCCAAUCAAGCCUUUUUGAUAGGAUUGGACAGAUUGAUCCUGAAAAAUACUCUAAGAGUAACAACGAAAAUACAAGACCCAGCACUUCACUUUGCUACAAACGAAUUCGACCGAUAAAAGAUAGUUCUGGGAGUGAAACCAUGAGACGAGCCCGCUCUGCAAUGACAAGGGAAGGAGGAUCUAAAAUAACACGAAAUAUAGAUCUAGAAGGAUCUGAGAGACCUGAGCGUAGUACUAGUCUACCUAGUUCAGAUUUCCCUUCACAUCAGGAUUUUGUUGUGAACAAGAGUAUGAAGGAAUACCUACAAGAGGCAAAUAUAAACCCUUACAGUAGUGAGGGAAGGUCGGAUAUAUAUUGUAGAUUUGUUCUGGACUAUCCGGAGAAAAAGAUAGAGAUAAAGAAGAAGCUUGAACAGAUUGAAAUGACUAACCCUGUAACCCCGAUCCUUCAUUCUACUCUUCUUGGAUUCUGUUGUAUUCUCCUAUCUAUGGGCUGUAGGGAGGCCGAGGACUGUUUUGUAAAUCAAGUUUGGAAAGGAUAUUUAGAACUUGUUAUUAUUCUACUUCAUAGUCUGGCUUUCUUAGUUGUUAUUAAUCCAAUAAAAAAACUCAAAUACAGUAUUGUUCUCAGACGGAGGAAUAUGAACAGAAGACCCUAAACCUAAACAUUUUUAUAUAAGUGUCUGUCUUUUCAAGUAAUAAAUAUUAACUAUUUUUA
This is a messenger RNA of Eurytemora carolleeae, 1799 nucleotides long. RefSeq lists its product as uncharacterized. Lineage: Eukaryota; Metazoa; Arthropoda; Copepoda; Calanoida; Temoridae. The transcript has 12 exons. Bases 835 to 1740 code for a protein of 301 amino acids. The record is from RefSeq and is a predicted model, not a curated record.